CACGCUAGUAGAAAUCCCUCCAAACCCAACGCCUACAAUUACAAAGAUACACCGCCUCCCGCUUCCUUCUCCGCCAUACCUCGUGUCCGACGAGCCCUAGGGAACGCGAGACCGGCCGUCGGCGAGAGAAGGACUCGAAUGGAGUGCGCAAGGGAGUUGCGGGUUCGCUCCACGUUUACGGCGGCGGCCAUGGCGUCCAAGAAGCAGGUGGGGCCUGGAGGCGCGGUUCCCGCUCAGGAACAGAUGAACGGCGGCGAUGCCGCCAGACUGGUCAGGAAGCCAAUGGAUACAUUUCCACAGCCAGCGGCGGCAAGAGGCCGUAGGGCACUUGUCGACGUUGGCAAUCUUAUGAAUGGCCGGCCUUCUCUUGUGAACCAUCAGAAGCAAGCGGUUGCGGCAGCGGCAACCAGUCAUAAACCACUCAACGUCGGCAACAAGAAGCCACUUGUUCCUCAGGCAGCAGCAAGAGGCCUGCGACCCCUUGCCGACGUUACGAAUCUUAUGAUCAAAGACCGUGCUGCUCCUGCAAAUCGUCAGAAGCCUGUGGAUGCUGUGUUUAACAGGAACGGGAAGGCAGUAAAGCUGAAGGAAUGCAAGGUGAAGCCUGAAGUCAUUGUGAUCAUUCCAGAUUCCGAGAAGGAGAAGAAAGGCAAAUUCCCUGGAGGUCAGAGAGUCUGUAGGAGGGUGCCAACACUUUUUGACAAUUUGACAAAAUGCAGCAGGGCCUCUGAUGGGAUUACCACCCCGAAGAAGAAGGAUCCAUAUGACAUUGAUGCACCUGAUUCUUGCAAUGAGCUGGCAGUCGUUGAAUAUGUUGAGGACAUUUACAGAUUCUACAAGAGCACUGAGGGCACCUGCCUUCCUCUCAGCAGCUACAUGAGCUCACAGGCUGAAAUCAGUGAGAGAAUGAGAGCUAUCCUUAUCGACUGGAUUAUCGAGGUACAGUACAGGCUUACUCUAAUGCCAGAGACACUUUACUUGACCGUCUACAUCAUCGACCAGUACUUAUCCAUGGAGAGUGUACCAAGAAAGGAGCUACAGCUCGUCGGCAUAAGUGCCAUGCUGAUAGCAAGCAAGUACGAAGAGAUAUGGGCUCCACUGGUUAAGGACUUGAUGUGCCUCUGUGACAACGCAUUUACCAGAGACCAGAUUCUGACCAAGGAAAAGGCCAUCCUGGACAUGCUCCAUUGGAACCUGACGGUUCCAACAAUGUACAUGUUCAUUGUUAGGUACCUGAAAGCCGCAAUGUGUGACACAGAGCUUGAGAACAUGACAUUCUUCUACUCCGAGCUGGCAUUGGUCCAGUACGCGAUGCUGGUUUACCCUCCAUCGGUGACCGCAGCCGCUGCCGUCUAUGCUGCCAGGUCUACACUUGGGAUGAAUCCACAGUGGACUGAUAUUCUGGAACAUCACACUGGCCUAGCUGAGCCACAGUUACUGGACUGCGCUAGGCGGCUGAUCAGCUUCCAUGCCCUGGCUCCGGAAAGCAAGCAAAAGGCGGUGUACAGGAAAUACUCCAAGCCCAAGCUCGGCUCCGUCGCGCUUCAAUCCCCUGACAAGAAGCUUUUGUCAGGUUGAGGCUCGCUGCUGCUCAUUGUAUUGUAUAUCAUCGCUUCGAUGGUACCAUUUGUUUGGGUCGUGUGCUCUUUGCUUUUCUACUGAAGCAGAGCAUGUGUUGGUUAGUCAGUUUGCUUAAACGACUACUGAAGCAGAGCCUUGUAUGUGUGUUGGGAGAAUGUGAUAUGUGAUGUCAAGCUCAAACUUCUUCUCAUCAUUGGAUAAACUACUUGUUGGCGUGGCAUUGCCGCUCGUCAUGUGGC
Messenger RNA from Zea mays, 1820 nucleotides. Its product is annotated as cyclin5. Gene Ontology annotation, molecular function: cyclin-dependent protein serine/threonine kinase regulator activity. Bases 139 to 1578 code for a protein of 479 amino acids. The record is from RefSeq and is marked validated. The transcript has 7 exons. NCBI's taxonomy places the organism in Eukaryota, Viridiplantae, Streptophyta, Magnoliopsida, Poales, Poaceae. Gene Ontology annotation, biological process: mitotic cell cycle phase transition.